Penicillium olsonii is the source of this 1278-nucleotide messenger RNA. Lineage: Eukaryota; Fungi; Ascomycota; Eurotiomycetes; Eurotiales; Aspergillaceae. The record is from the annotation of a GenBank genome assembly.
AUGCCUUCAUUGGAUCCAAUUCCGGCUCGAAAAAAUGAACAGGUCGAGGCAAACUCCGACGAUGAAGCGGACCCGGAACUGGUAGAGCUUCUUCGCCAGCAUCUCGGCCUGGGGGGCGGAAAGGCAAAAGAUGUGCCCCCAGAGACAAAGGUGCUCGAGGGUGCUCAAUACGUCUUCGAUAAUGCUAUCGAUGUUGCCGUCAGCCGCGAAUUUACCACAGAAGCCGCAGAGACGAUAUGGCGUCUCAUGCAAAAGAAAGAGUAUUCCACGCAGACUUGGUCGGAGCAUGAGUUACACCCUCAGGCCAAAGAUGAAAGCACCGUGGACUUCAUCUUCACGAUGGACUUGCUGAAUUUCAGCUUCUGGUCCGCAGAGGAAGAAGCACCCAAGCGCUUCUGUAUCGAGUACCGUGGCACAUUGUGGACUGGAUAUUGGAGUCUGGUUGCUGCUUUACAAAGAGCUUUGGAAGAAGGCAUUCCCAUCACAACCCCUGAUUUCUGGGUGGAUGAAGAAAAGUGCACAGAAGAAGUCCUCCGGCAUGUCUUCAGAUCCGCGACGGAUGAGGAGAUCCCCAUGUUCAAAGAGCGAGUGCAGUGUCUGCGUGAGGCAGGCGAAGUUCUUUGUGAGGAAUUCGGUGGCAGCUUUGCCAACUGCAUUGACAGUGCAAACCUAUCAGCUGCUGGACUAGUAAAUCUUGUCACAGAGAGCUUUUCGUGUUUCCGUGAUGAGACAAUCUUCAACGGAAGACGCAUUCGACUAUAUAAGCGGGCUCAGAUUCUUGUCGCUGAUCUGUGGGCAUGCUUCAACGGCGAGGACUUUGGUGAAUUCCACGAUAUCGACAAGAUUACCAUGUUUGCAGACUACCGCAUUCCCCAAAUGCUACACCAGCUGAACUGCAUACGUUAUGCCCCAAAACUAGAAAGCCACAUCCGUGACUUGAAGCCUAUUGAACCAGGCUCCAAUUGGGAGGUUGAGCUUCGGGGCACGAGUAUCUGGUGCGUGGAACUGAUCAAACGAGAGAUCGAGCGGCGACACCCCGAAGUCAGGAUGAAUGGCAAACCCCAUGCCGCGAAAGCUGCCUCAAACUCCAAUGAAAAUGAGGAUAAUGAGGAUCCAAACCAAGAACUUGAGAAGACGGGGAGUGACCAAAAACCGAGCAGAACAUAUGGCAUCAAUGCCAUCCUUAUUGAUUUCUUCCUGUACGACACGAUGAAGAGCCUUGAAGCGGAGCACAACGAGUCGAUUCCGCACCACCGUACAAGGAGCAUUUGGUAUUAA